Artibeus jamaicensis (Jamaican fruit-eating bat) is the source of this 1249-nucleotide messenger RNA. It is a transcript of the gene EIF2B1, whose product is annotated as eukaryotic translation initiation factor 2B subunit alpha. Gene Ontology annotation, molecular function: translation initiation factor activity; guanyl-nucleotide exchange factor activity. Lineage: Eukaryota; Metazoa; Chordata; Mammalia; Chiroptera; Phyllostomidae. The coding region runs from base 128 to 1045 and encodes 305 amino acids. The record is from RefSeq and is a predicted model, not a curated record. Gene Ontology annotation, biological process: translational initiation. Gene Ontology annotation, cellular component: eukaryotic translation initiation factor 2B complex. The transcript is spliced from 9 exons.
GAAGUGGAGUGCGGGGCUCCCAGGCUCGCUGUCAGUCUCCGUGGCUUGGAGCAGGCGUGGUCGCGGGAUUCCUCCAAGCAGCAGGGACGGCUCUGGGUUCCUCAGGCUCCGCCGUCAGGAGGACACCAUGGACGACAGGGAGUUAAUUGAAUACUUUAAGUCUCAGAUGAAAGAAGAUCCUGACAUGGCCUCAGCCGUGGCUGCCAUACAGACUUUGCUGGAGUUCUUGAAGCGAGAUAAAGGGGAGACGAUCCAGGGCCUGAGAGCGAACCUCACCAGAGCCAUCGAGACCCUGUGUGGCGUGGACUCCUCGGUGGCCGUGUCCUCGGGCGGGGAGCUCUUCCUGCGCUUCAUCAGCCUCACCUCCCUGGAGCACUCUGAUUUCUCCAAAUGUAAAGAGGUCAUGAUUGAGCGGGGAGAGCUUUUUCUCAGGAGAAUAUCACUGUCAAGAAGUAAGAUUGCGGAUCUGUGCCACACUUUCAUCAAAGACGGGGCGACAAUACUCACCCACGCCUGCUCCCGAGUGGUGCUGAGGGUCCUGGCAGCGGCUGUGGCGGCCAAGAAGCGCUUCAGUGUGUACGUCACGGAGUCCCAGCCUGACCUCUCCGGGCAAAAAAUGGCCAAAGCCCUCUGCCAGCUCAAUGUCCCUGUCACCGUGGUCCUGGAUGCCGCUGUUGGCUAUGUCAUGGAGAGAGUGGAUCUUGUCAUAGUCGGUGCUGAAGGAGUUGUUGAAAAUGGCGGCAUCAUCAACAAGAUUGGAACCAACCAGAUGGCCGUCUGCGCCAAAGCACAGAACAAGCCGUUUUACGUGGUUGCGGAAAGUUUCAAGUUUGUGCGGCUCUUCCCACUAAACCAGCAAGACGUCCCGGAUAAGUUUAAGUACAAGGCAGCUACUCUGCUGUCGGCGCAGAAGGGGCAGGAUCUCCGAGAGGAACACCCGUGGGUCGACUACACCUCCCCCUCCUUAAUCACACUGCUGUUCACGGACCUGGGCGUGCUGACGCCCUCCGCCGUCAGCGACGAGCUCAUCAAGCUGUACCUGUAGCCAGGGACCCUCUGCGCAGGCGGAAGAUGCAGCAGAGCAGGGGGAGGGGCCUCCUGACCCUGUGAGCCAAGCCAAGAUGAGAUUAUUUACUUAAUGAAGAUUUGUGGACUAAGGACUUAAAAUCGAAGUUUUGGUGAACUUUGUUUCCAUUUCAAUCUCAUUUACACAUGUUCAUGGUUCCCCAAAAACUCAACCUAACUUGUA